Messenger RNA from Lotus japonicus, 3157 nucleotides. Its product is annotated as granule-bound starch synthase 2, chloroplastic/amyloplastic-like. The coding region runs from base 180 to 2558 and encodes 792 amino acids. Gene Ontology annotation, molecular function: alpha-1,4-glucan glucosyltransferase (UDP-glucose donor) activity. The record is from RefSeq and is a predicted model, not a curated record. NCBI's taxonomy places the organism in Eukaryota, Viridiplantae, Streptophyta, Magnoliopsida, Fabales, Fabaceae. The transcript is spliced from 8 exons.
AAUCUCAAAAUCUCAUCCAAAAGACCAAAACACUCUCUUCCAUUCCACGAAUUUCCCUUUUUUUCAUUUUCAACGAAAGUCUUGACCUUUGAUUCCCCAACUGGUUCAUCACUCAGUUUCACCAUCUGGGUCUUCACCAUUUUCACCAAAGCUCUUGUAAGUUGUUGAUUCCUUUGCUGAUGGCAUCACUGAGUUCAGCUCCAUUUCUAGUAGAAACCCAUGCUGACACCACUGUGCUACUGCUUCACACUAGCAACCUCAAAAUCCCAGUGAAAUUCAGCACCAUAAAUGCUUCAGUGUUCACCAGAGGGUUUGAUCGUGGUAGAUUGAAGCAUAGGUGUAGCAGGGGUUUACUGUGUCCAUGGGGGACUAAGCACAUUAGAGCUCUUGGUAAAAGCUCUGGGACAAGUGAGGAGGACAAGGAUGAAUCAGAGGAUAGGAUUAAAGCCACCAUUGCAAAGGGCCAAAAGGCUCUUGCUUUGCAAAGGGAGCUUCUUCAACAGAUCGCUGAAGGAAAGAAACUGGUUUCUUCUAUAAGCAGUGAGAGCAUUCCUGAACCAGAUGGGAAUAGUGUUUCUUACGAACCCAGUGGCAAAUCUCUGUCAAGUGACUCAGAUCCACAGAAAGCUUCUGCCAGCAGAGACAAGUCUUUUGAAAAUCAACGUGGUGGCAUUGCUCUAACCGAUUACGGAAAUUCUAGAAAAAAGGAGAUACGAAAGGUCUCAUCUGUAAGCAUUGACCAAGACUCUGAUGAAGCUGAUGGGGAAGACAAUAAAUUCUCACCUGCUGAAAUGACUUCAUCUAAGCAAUAUUUCUUUGAUAAAGGCAAGGAGGAAGGCGAUAAAUUCUCACCUGCUGAAGUGACUUCAUCUAAGCAAUAUUUCAAUGAACAAUUGAAAACCAAGAGAUAUGAGGAAAAUAGCCCCAAAAAUCUGCCAAAUGACCGUCGAAAUAGCAUUGACUCUUCCAGUUUAAAGGUUGAAAGUCUGAAAGGUGUGAGUCAACCAAAUUUAAAAGAUGUUGCUAAUGAUGCUGAGAGUGAAGGUGAAAAAUCCCCACCAUUGGCUGGGGCCAACGUCAUGAAUGUUAUAUUGGUUGCAGCAGAAUGUGCUCCUUGGUCCAAAACAGGUGGGCUUGGAGAUGUUGCUGGGUCAUUACCAAAGGCUUUGGCUCGGCGUGGACAUAGAGUUAUGAUUGUAGCACCACGGUAUGGUAAUUAUGCUGAAGCACAAGAUAUGGGAGUACGGAAAAGAUACAAAGUAGAUGGUCAGGACAUGGAAGUAACAUAUUUUCAUGCUUAUAUCGAUGGUGUCGACUUCGUUUUUAUUGACAGUCCAAUAUUUCGUCAUCUAGAGCAGAACAUAUACGGCGGAAACCGAGUGGAUAUUUUAAGACGCAUGGCGUUGUUUUGCAAGGCAGCUGCUGAGGUCUGUUGGCAUGUUCCAUGUGGUGGUGUUUGCUAUGGAGAUGGAAAUUUGGUCUUCAUAGCAAAUGAUUGGCAUACCGCGUUGCUGCCAGUGUAUCUGAAAGCAUAUUAUCGUGACCAUGGUUUGAUGCAGUACACAAGAUCUGUUCUCGUGAUUCAUAACAUCGCUCACCAGGGCCGAGGCCCCCUUGAUGAUUUCCGCAUUGUGGAUUUACCGGAAAACUACAUGGACCUUUUCAAAUUUUAUGACCCUCUUGGAGGUGAGCACUUCAAUAUCUUCGCAGCCGGUUUAAAGACAGCAGACCGGAUUGUCACUGUAAGUCAUGGAUAUGCAUGGGAGCUUAAAACUUCUGAGGGAGGUUGGGGUUUGCACGGGAUCAUAAAUGAGAAUGACUGGAAAUUCAGAGGAAUUGUGAAUGGAAUCGAUAGCAAAGAUUGGAACCCCCAGUUUGAUGUUCACUUGACAUCAGACGGCUACACCAACUACACCCUGGAGACCCUGCAUAGCGGCAAGCGUCAGUGUAAAGCGGCCUUGCAAAAAGAGCUUGGUUUGCCUGUCCGCGAGGAUGUUCCGUUAAUCGGCUUCAUUGGAAGGCUUGAUCACCAGAAAGGCGUUGAUCUCAUAGCUGAAGCAAUUCCUUGGAUGAUGGACCAGGAUGUGCAACUAAUCAUGUUAGGAACUGGAAGGCCGGACCUAGAACAGAUGCUUAGGCAAUUUGAAAGCCAACACCGCGACAAAGUCAGGGGGUGGGUCGGCUUUUCGGUGAAGACGGCUCACAGGAUAACAGCAGGUGUAGACAUACUGCUCAUGCCAUCGAGAUUUGAGCCGUGCGGAUUGAAUCAACUCUAUGCCAUGAAUUACGGAACUGUUCCUGUUGUGCACGCGGUUGGCGGACUACGAGAUACCGUGCAGGCUUUUAAUCCGUUUGAAGAGUCAGGGCUUGGGUGGACAUUUGAUAGUGCAGAAGCUGAUAAGUUAAUACACGCGUUAGGGAACUGCUUAUGGACCUACAGGGAGUAUAAGAAGAGCUGGGAAGGGCUUCAGAAACGAGGGAUGUCGCAAGAUCUUAGUUGGGACAAUGCAGCUCAGCAGUAUGAGGAGGUUCUUGUUGCUGCCAAAUACCAAUGGUGAAUUCUUUGUAACCACACCAUCUUAGUGUAUGUUUGUUUUCAGUUAGAAGUUAGAAACACUGUUUAGAGCAUUGGAAUGCGGAGUUGUGAUCUACUAGGUGGAAAACGUGAAAGAGAUGUGGGAGUCUUGUUGGUGUUCACGCUGAGUGAACGUGAAUGCAAAUACAGCCUUAGCUUACUGAUCAAUAUGUAUUCAUGCUGAAGGGUUUCAGGGCCUGUGCUAGGGAAAGGAACUGAGCAUUGUGCAAUUUGUUUAUAGGUGGGUUAUUCCUGAAAUUCUUCUACAUAUCUCAUAUCUGUCUCUGGAUGUAAGUAUGUGCCCUUCAUCAUGAUGCUGGUUCUGGAGGAACAAUUUUUUUCAAAGUAAAUAAGGAUUGUAUAAUGCAGUUGAGUUGUGAUACAUAUAUAUGUAUGUCUCUGGCAUGUAGCUACUGAAAUUGCCUGACCAAAAAGUAGAUUAAGCUUAGAAACUUUCUUGUCCUUUUGGAUAAAGAAAGAAAAUAAGAUAGUAUUACCCCCCUGAUGAAGAGAUUCUCUCUCUCUCUCUCUCUCUCUCUCUCUAAAAGAUAGAAAUUGCAAGAGUUAUUGCUUUAUUUUUUA